This is a messenger RNA of Penicillium maclennaniae, 4407 nucleotides long. RefSeq names its product condensin subunit SMC4 (gene smc4). Gene Ontology annotation, cellular component: chromosome. The record is from RefSeq and is a predicted model, not a curated record. The transcript has 4 exons. Lineage: Eukaryota; Fungi; Ascomycota; Eurotiomycetes; Eurotiales; Aspergillaceae. Gene Ontology annotation, molecular function: protein binding; ATP binding. Bases 1 to 4407 code for a protein of 1468 amino acids. Gene Ontology annotation, biological process: mitotic chromosome condensation.
AUGGCUUCACUCACCCAAGGUCGGCGAUCGCGCCGUGCCGCUCCCCGCAGGAGCUACGUUGUUGAAGAGACUUCCGAGUCGGAGGACCCCGGCAAUGUGACCCCAACUGCCUCUACUCAAGAUGACGACAAUGAGACUGGAGAGGAGGAAGAUUAUACCCCUGUCCCAAGAAAAACGAAGCGCGCCUCCCAAGCAAAGCGCAUGACACUAGAGCCCACGACCCCGUCCACAGUGAAACCCGCGCGCAAACGACAGUCGACCGUCGCAACCGAGGACUCAGACGCCUCACAGGUUGAGGAGGAUGAAGAAGAGGAGGAACAGACCGAUGAGAACGACGAGAAUGACGAAAGCAUGGCAUCCAUGGUCGCUGACCCCGAGUCCCCCUCCAACCAUGCGGCACUGAAGAGGAAGAGCUUGGAGCCUGCAGAGGCGGAUCCUGAUUCCCCUUCCAAUAAGGCGGCGAUAAAAAGACACAGUAUGGCCUCCCGCAAGAGUCGUGGCUCAAUCACGCCCAAAAUGGGAAAGGGCUCACUCCCUACUCCAGAGCCGUCCGCAUCGCCAGAAGCGACACCGCGCGCGAACCGUGAAAGCGUGCCUCCCCUCGCCGAUAUUACCCACACGCCGGCUGUCAACCAACCGACACCCUCCAAGUCGUCAGAAACCCCGAAGACCAUCUCCUACAUCAACCCGAACUCGACAGUGCUAGAGAAGCCUAUGGAUAUUGUGAUGAAGUCUAGAAACAUGGCAGGACCUACUAUUCCCGAAGAGCCCGCGGAAGCUAAGCCUCGCAUGAUCAUCCAGAACUUGAUUUUGGUGAAUUUCAAGAGCUACGCGGGCAAGCAGGUCGUUGGCCCAUUCCACGCUUCUUUUUCGUCUGUAGUUGGGCCCAAUGGAUCGGGCAAGUCCAAUGUUAUUGAUUCCUUGCUCUUUGUGUUUGGCUUCCGUGCUAGCAAGAUGAGACAGGGCAAGAUUUCGGCACUCAUCCAUAAUUCCGCCCAACAUCCCGAUCUCCCCUUCUGUGAAGUGGAGGUGCACUUCGAGCAAGUCCUCGAUCUUCCCGAGGGUGGCCACGAAGUUGUCAAAGAUUCCCAACUGAUCGUUUCGCGUCGCGCGUUCAAGAACAAUACCAGCAAAUACUAUAUGAACAAGAAGGAAACCAAUUUCACUGCCGUGACAACAUUCCUUCGCGAACGUGGCAUUGAUCUCGACCACAAGCGAUUCCUGAUCUUGCAAGGUGAGGUCGAAUCGAUCGCCCAGAUGAAGGCGAAAGCCGCCAAUGAGCAUGACGAAGGCCUUCUUGAGUAUUUGGAGGAUAUCAUCGGAACCUCCAAAUACAAGACUCCCAUCGACGAAGCCGCAGCCGAGCUGGAAUCCCUGAACGAAGUCUGCGCUGAGAAGAACAACCGUGUUCAGCAUGUUGAAAAGGAGAAGUCUGCCCUGGAGGACAAAAAGAACAAAGCGCUCGCCUAUAUACGCGACGAAAACGAAUUAUCCCAGAAGCAAUCAGCUCUCUACCAGAUUUACAUUGACGAGUGCGCUGAUAAUGUCCGUGUCACGGAAGAGGCCAUCCUCCAGAUGCAAGAGCUUCUGAACAUGGAGCUUGAGAAGCACGAAGGCAACGAAUCGGGUAUCAAGGAACUCGAAAAGCUCUACAAGCGUGGUGUCCGUGAAUGGGAGACUAUGGAUAAAGAAGCGCAGAGCUUAAUGAAGGAAAUGGCCAAGUACGACAAAGAAAACGUCAAAUUCGAAGAAAAGAAGAAGUUCUUGCUUGGCAAGCAGAAGAAGCUCGAGAAGACCAUGCAAACGACCCGCCUCGCAGCUUCUGAGUGUCAGAGCUUGGUAGAGAAGUACUCCGAUGAUAUCGAGAAGAAAACGAAGGAGACGACUCAGCUCGAGCAGGAGAUGCAGCAGGAGGAGAAGGAGCUAAACUCCAUCCGAGAAAGCCUCAAGGGCAAGACUCAGGGUCUCUCCGAUCAGAUUGCAAGCAAGCAAAAAUCUCUGGAGCCCUGGAACGAGAAGAUCAACGAGAAGCAAUCUGCUGUUGCCGUCGCGCAGAGUGAACUUGAUAUUCUUCGUGAGCGGAGUAAUGCCGGCGCCGUUUUACUGAGGGAGGCCCAGAGCAAGAUUGGCACGAUCGAGGAAGUCUUGCAAGCUAAACAGAACGAUCUCGAGGAGCGCCAAGCCCAGAAAGAGACUCUGGAGGCUGAAGUGGAGAAGCUGAAGAGCGACCUGAAGAAAUACGUUGCCCGCGAGCCUGAAGUCCGUGCACAUGUUUCUAGCGCUCGCCAAAAGGCCGACGAGGCCCGAGGCAGCCUUGCAAGCACCCAGAACCGCGGCAGUGUCUUGACAGGAUUGAUGCGUCUCAAGGAGUCCGGUCGUAUCGAUGGCUUCCACGGCCGUUUGGGUAACCUGGGAACCAUCGACGAGAGGUAUGAUGUUGCGAUUUCCACAGCAUGCCCAGCUCUUGACAACAUGGUUGUGGAGACGGUGGAAGUUGGUCAACAAUGCAUUGACUACCUGCGCAAGAACAACCUCGGUCGAGCCAAUUUCAUUCUUCUAGACCGCCUGCCUCGCCGUGACAUGUCAACGAUCUACACUCCCGAAAGUGUUCCUCGUCUCUUUGAUCUGGUCAAGCCCAAGGACGAAAAGUUCGCGUCAGCCUUCUACAGCGUCAUGCAAAACACGUUGGUUGCUAAGGACCUCGAGCAAGCAAACCGCAUUGCUUACGGUGCCCGCCGGUGGCGUGUGGUAACUUUGGACGGCCAGCUGAUUGAUGUUUCUGGAACCAUGAGUGGUGGUGGUACCCGUGUUGCAAGAGGCGGGAUGUCCUCCAAGCAAGUCGCCGACACCACUAAGGAGCAAGUCACUCGUCUGGAGGCAGAUCUGGAGGAGCUAGAGCGAAAGUUCCAGCACUUCCAAGAGAAACAGCGAAAUGUUGAAUCCCAAAUGCGGGACAAGACUGAGGAGAUCCCGCGUGUCGACACAAAGAUUCAGAAAAUCAUGAUCGAAAUCGACAGUGCCAAGCGUAGUCUUGCCGACAGCCAGCGACGUGUGAAGGAGCUGAGUGCGGCGCACAAACCUUCCAAAACUGAUGAAGCUCAGGCAUCUGCUCUCGAGGAGCAGAUUGCCGCCACGAACGAGGAGAUCGAAGACCUUAACAACCAAAAGAGUGGCAUUGAGGAGGAGAUCCAAGAGCUUCAAAGCAAGAUUAUGGAAGUCGGUGGUGUUCGUCUACGCGGACAGAAGGCCAAGGUCGACGGUCUCAAGGAGCAGAUCAGCUUGCUGGCCGAGGAGAUCUCCAACGCCGAGGUCCAGAAGUCCAAGAACGAGAAGCUUAUCAACAAGCACACCAAGGCGCGUGAUGGAUCUGAAAAGGAGAUCCGUCAGGUCACCGAAGACUUGGAGAAGCUUGAAGCCGAUGUGGAGAGUCAGACCAAUGACGCCUCUGGCUGGCGACAGAAGGCCGACGAGGCCCAAGAGGCUCUUGAGACAAAGAAGGGCGAGCUGAAGGCUCUUAAGCAGGAGCUUGACGACAAGGUAGCCGAGCUUAACGAGACCCGUGCCACCGAGAUUGAAAUGCGCAACAAGUUGGAAGAGAACCAGAAGGCCCUCAGCGAAAACCAGAAGCGCAGCCGUUAUUGGGAAGAGAAGCACUCCAAGCUGUCUGUGCAGAAUGUCAACGACCUGGGCGAAGAGCAAGACCCCAUCGAGCUGCAAGUAUUUACCAAGGACGAGCUGGACGCGAUGAACAAGGAGUCUCUGAAGGCUAUCAUUGCUGCACUGGAGGAGAAGGUCCAGAACGCUUCUGUUGACUUGUCAGUCCUUGAAGAAUAUCGCCGCCGAACUGCGGAGCACGAAGCUAGGUCUGCCGACCUGGCCGCUGCUCUGACAUCCCGCGACAGCGCGAAGGCUCGCUUGGAUGGUCUCCGAUCAUCUCGAUUGAACGGAUUCAUGGAGGGCUUUGGUAUCAUCUCUCUCCGUCUGAAGGAGAUGUACCAAAUGAUCACUAUGGGUGGUAACGCCGAGCUAGAACUGGUCGACUCCUUGGAUCCCUUCUCUGAGGGUAUCCUCUUCUCGGUUAUGCCCCCAAAGAAGAGCUGGAAGAACAUUGGCAACCUGUCUGGUGGUGAGAAGACACUGUCGAGUUUAGCGCUGGUGUUCGCCCUCCACCACUACAAGCCGACACCACUCUAUGUCAUGGACGAGAUUGACGCUGCUUUGGAUUUCCGUAAUGUCUCUAUCGUGGCCUCCUACAUUAAGGAACGGACGAAGAAUGCCCAAUUCAUCGUCAUCUCCUUGCGAAAUAACAUGUUUGAACUGGCCUCUCGUCUUGUGGGCGUCUACAAGGUCAACCACAUGACUAAGAGUGUUACGAUCGAGAACAGAGACUAUAUUGAGGGUCGGUAA